Molecule: messenger RNA, 7022 nt
Organism: Poecilia reticulata (guppy)
Lineage: Eukaryota; Metazoa; Chordata; Actinopteri; Cyprinodontiformes; Poeciliidae
Gene: muc5e
Product: mucin 5e
Cellular component (GO): extracellular matrix
Molecular function (GO): protein binding
Source: RefSeq, a predicted model, not a curated record
CUAUCUCACAUCAAUGUUCAAUGAAAUUUGUUUUAGUUUGAGGUUUUGAUGUGAAGAAAUGUGAAAAAUAUUCAAUAGGGUGUGAACACCUUUGCAUGGGUCUGAUGCAUCCAUGCACCCGUCAAACCUUCAUUCUGCGUAUAAUACUAAGACAUAGCUGAACCAACAGUAUUUAACCAAAUCAUUAAAUAUCUGAUUUUUUUUUCUUUUUUGCUUCAGUUACCAUAAACUCUUCCCAGGCUUUAUGAUAACGUGCCUUUUCACCACGUUUCGCUUUCACACCCCGAUGCCAUUGAAAAAUAAUUAACUCCGUCCUGGUUCAUGCGCCUCGGACAAACCCUAUCAUAUCCCAUUUUGUCUUUUGUGCUUGUCUUUUUGUUCAUCUGCAGGGUUAACAAAAGGGCCGGUGUUUGCCAAAAGUUAAGAUCCUUCUUCCUUCAUGAUACAAGACUUAAUAUGUUACCUAGUGUAGAUAAAGUUGGGAAUUUCUCUAAAGGUCACCUUCCAUCAGUAUUCUCCAAAAAACAGACAAAAUGAUUUUAUGUGACAAUAGCAGUUGAUUUAAGUUCAUAUGUUCACAGAAAGAAUGAAGAAGAAAGUUUCAAAGUUUUUCAAAGAUAUUUUAAAGUAAUCUCUCCUGUCCUCCAACAAAGUAUAAAAAAAAAAUGUAAUAAGCAUAUACUUUAAUAUUAAACUAGCGUUUCGGCAUGUACAAUCGUUUAUGCCACUACCGUCAGUUUCCUGGUUACUUUAUGGCACAAAGUUAAACUUUGGGUGAUGCACACGUUCAUGUGAGGGGCGUUGAUGUAGGUGGUGCAGGCAGAGACGACAUAUAAGCUGCAUGAGCAGGUCCUCCAGGUGUCCUCCUGCUGCAGAGAGGAAGCAUCAGGCAUCAUGGACUCAAAGAGAUGGCUGCUGGCUCUCUGCUUCUUCUCGGCUUCAGUUUUUAGAGCAGGUGAAUCUCUGGGAACAACUGAGUCGCUGAAAUACACUUGCAAGACAUUCGGCAGUGGGGUCAUCAAGGCUUUCAGAGGUCCGCCUUUCUACGUGCGCUCCAACUGUCCGUUCACCUUCGCCCGCUUCACCCACAACCGGGUGGAGUGUGACAUCACCAUACGGCGAGGCCAAAACGGCUUGCUGGACCUCCUCGAGAUCAUCAUCAACAAGGUCAAGACCGUUGUGCAGAACGGAAACAUUCUGGUUCAGAAGAACAGCGUUUCCCUUCCGUAUGACCACACUUACCAGCACAUAUUUCAGUACGGCAUCUACACCAGGCUGAGGAGCUCCUUACUCCCCCUGUCUGUCACCUGGCAGACUGCAGCUGGAGGAGGACUCGUCAGUGUUUGGGUUGAGCUAGACCAAGAACUGAGUUCUGACCUGAGUGGACUCUGCGCAAUACAAAACUUAGUGGACAACAUUGAGCAGCUGGUGGAAGAGUAUUUGAUUUCUGACGUCACCUGUUACCUUCAGGAUCUCCUUCCUCCUUUCAACCCGCUUUGCAGCGAGUUCUUCUCACACGCACUAGAUUGUCUGAUGUUCACAACCGCGAAGUACAUCACCCUGUGUGAUCAAAACACUUACAACUACGAAGGCAGCAACGACGUCACGUGCACAUUCUUCAAGGAGAUUGCCCUUAUGUGUGGAAGAAGCAGUCGCCUUUGGGACUUGUGGAGAACAAUCACCAACUGUGCUCCACCAACGUGUCCUGGAGAACUGGUUUACAUUGAAGAGGGUUCUCCCUUCGUGCCAAGCUGCUCAAACCCAGACCUCAGAUUAUCCAGCCUGGAGACCACUAGUUCCUGUGUAUGUCCCGCAGGUGAGUUUCUGGACGAUAACUUCAGCGAAUACCAGUGUGUGAGUCUCUCCAGUUGUCCCUGUGUGUUCAAUGAUAGGGUCUACUCUCCUGGAUACAUUCGCACCACCAAGUGUCAAACAUGUCAAUGCAAUAGUGGGAGGUGGCAGUGCUCUGGAAACUCCUGCCCAGCCAGAUGUCUCAUUGAAGGACAGUUUGUGACAACGUAUGAUGGCAAGCGAUUCACACUUCCUGGUAAAUGCACAUACAUGGCAUCACAGGGCCCUAACUGGUCAAUUAGAGUUGAGUUUUCUCCAACAGAAGCAUCUUUGAAAGCUGUACAUGUACAGGUUUUCCAGGACAUUUAUACAUUCACUCUAAGCAAGGUAAAAGUAGGAGAACGAGAGAUUACUGAACUCUACCAGUCUGAUCAAGUCCUCGUUUUCUGGAAGUCCUCGAUGUAUGUUGAAGUUCAUACGCCAUUUGGUCUGAAGCUCCAAGUCCAGGUGUUCCCUGAAAUCCAGCUGUACAUCACGCCACCAACGCUGCAUUCUGGUCUGAUCUCAGGUCUUUGCGGCAACAGAAACAAUGACACCACAGACGAUUUCAACACCAGCAGCGGGAUCAUCGAGAGCUCUGCCAAGCUUUUCGCUCUGUCCUGGAGUUUGAGAGGUUGUCGAGAAAACAUCCCCAACCCCUGCAUCAACACCGACAAUGAAAUAUUUGCAGAUGAAAAGUGCUCGGUACUGAAUGACCCUGAUGGGAUAUUUGCCAGGUGUCACGCUUACAUCCCGACCGAUCAGUACCACACGGCUUGCAUCCAGAGAACAUGUAACUGUGGCAACAAUCUGCUGCGGUGUUUGUGUGCUUCUUUGGGAAGUUAUGCUAAAGCCUGUGCUGUUCUGGGUGCUGAGCUCGGGGACUGGAGGAGAGCCACCAACUGCACUCUGAAUUGCCUCAAGAACCAGGAGUUCUCCUACAGCGUCCAGGCCUGUAACAGCACAUGCCUUUCCCUGUCCGGCCAUGAUCCCCGCUGUGAGCUGGACAAUUCUCCGACGGAGGGCUGUGGCUGUCCAGAAGGAACCUAUCUGAACCAGGAAUAUGCCUGCAUCCCAAAGGGGCAAUGCAUUUGUUACCACAGUGGUGGCAUGACACCCCCAGGACCAGUAAUCAUUGAUGGACAACAGUGUCUUUGUGAGGAUGGAAAACUGCACUGCUCCAAGGACUGUGGUUGCAGUAACGGGAAGGUUUGUGUUCACUGCUCCGAGUCUGCAGAGACCACUGCUCAGAAAACCUGCGACAGUCUCAGUAAACCUUUGGGUGGCAAUGCAACCUGUGAGAGUGGCUGUUACUGCCCUCCGGAUCUCUAUGAGGACCACUAUGGGAGAUGCGUUCCCAGAAAUAAUUGCACUUGUGUGUACAGUGGAGAAGUGUUUGGUGCAGGAGAGCUUGUCAAAACUGACUGUAAAACAUGCGCCUGUGUUCAGGGCCAGUGGAGCUGCGAAAGUAAGGCAUGCUCAGGAAAGUGCCAAGUUUAUGGAAAUGGACAUUACCAGACUUUUGAUUCUAAAUGGUAUCGCUUUGAUGGACACUGUCAGUACAGGCUUGUGGAGGAUUACUGUGGGAACAUAAAAGGUUCCUUCUCUGUCAGAGUAGAGAGUGUGCCCUGCUGCGAUGAAGCACUCACCUGUUCUCGUACCAUCGUUCUGGAUGUGGAGAACAAAGUCAGUCUGACACUUAGCGACAUGAAGGUGACCAGACAACUCCAAAGUGGCUGGACUCUGGAACAAGAACCCCUUUACACCAUACACACCGUUGGACUCUAUAUAAUAGUCUCAGUGCCAAGCAAAGGGCUAACUCUCAUUUGGGACAAACACACAAGGAUCACCAUAGAACUGCAUCCGUACUGGAGGAACAAAGUCUGUGGUCUCUGUGGCAAUUUUGAUUCCAGUGAGAUGAAUGACCUACAGAUAAGUGGCUCAGCCGUGGUGACCAGUCCGCUAGCUUUUGGCAACAGCUGGAAGACCACCACUCCUCCUUGCUCAGAUGUGACCAUGGAGAUAUUUCCUUGUGAACGUAACUCCUACUGUUCCGCCUGGGCCCAGCGACGCUGUAUGAUCCUUAAAAGAGACACAUUCAAGGACUGUCACUUAAAGGUGGAUCCAGAACCCUACUAUCACGCAUGUGUACAGGAGUCCUGCUCCUGUGAGUUUGAAGGAAAGUUCUUGGGUUACUGCACGGCAGUGGCCGCCUAUGCAGAGGCCUGCAGCGAUCAAAAUGUUUGCAUAAACUGGAGGACGCCUGAUUUGUGUCCUGUCUACUGUGACUACUACAACGAGCAAGGCCAGUGUACGUGGCACUAUGAAGCCUGUGGAAGGAUGCUGACCUGUGGCAAAACCAACUAUUUUCAGCACAAGUUGGAAGGCUGUUAUCCAAGAUGCCCUAGGGAGAAUCCAUACUUUGAUGAGAAUACUGGUAAAUGCACUGAAUUGAGAAAUUGUCCCUGCUAUUUCAAUGAAACCAUCGUCCCACCUGGGGGUGAAGUUAUUAUAAACUUUGUUGGCUGUACUUGUGAAAGUGGAACUAUCAUUUGCUCUCCUACAACAACAUCGUCAACAUUUGCCACUGAAACAACUGCAACUUCCACAACUCCUGUAACACUGAUUACAACUAUCAGUGUCUUGACUGCUACUGACACAUUGCUCACUAGCGCCACCUCUACACCAGCAACUUCAACUUCUACAAGUAUAACACUGGGAACUGGUGUUUCUACACCGGUGAUGCCAUUGUCUUCAAGUACAACGAUUCCUACUCCAGUAAUGACAACGUCCUCAAGUACACUGACUUCAGUAUCUACAAAGGAAACCACAAUGAUGAAUAUUGAAACUGGACCCUCUACGAGUAGUCCUCCUACAACAUCGUCAACAUUUGCCACUGAAACAACUGCAACUUCCACAACUCCUGUAACACUGAUUACAACUACCAGUGUCUUGACUGCUACUGACACAUUGCUCACUAGCGCCACCUCUACACCAGCAACUUCAACUUCUACAAGUAUAAUACCGGGAACUGGUGUUUCUACACCGGUGACGCCAACGUCUUCAAGUACACUGACUUCAGUAUCUACAAAGGAAACCACAACUGUGAAUAUUACAACUGGACCACCUACGAGUAGUCAGCCGUCACCCACACCCUGUCUCUGCAAAGACCUGAAACAGAAAAAAAGCUGGGCUUGUGGUGGCACUUGGACAGAGGACUGUUUUAUUAAGAGGUGUUUAAAUGGAAGAAUAGAGUUUCUCCCUGUGGUUUGUCCAAAACCUGUUGUUCCUAAAUGUCCAAGGAAUAAGUUGAUACAGAUCAAGGAUGGAUGCUGUGAAACAUUUAGGUGUGACUGUCUCUGUGAGCUCUAUGGAGACCCUCACUACAUCUCUUUUAAUGGCUUAUCCUUUGAUUUCCUGAAAAGCUGCACCUACAUUCUGGUGGAAGAGCAGUCACCACGCUACCACCUGACCAUUGCGGUGGACAACUUCGACUGCGUACAAGGCUCCUGUGUCAAGGGAGUUAUUGUUAACUAUCAGAACAAUACUGCUAAACUCAGUGUCAACUAUCAUGCUGUUGCUGUUCAGGCAACUCUGAACAAUGAAACUGUGCAACCACCCUAUGAAAAGAAUGGAUUGAGAUUUGAAACCACAAACUACGUAGUGUACAUCUUAUUUCCUGAGAUCCGCUCUUACAUCUCCCUCUCUCCGUCUUUCACCCUCGUGGUCAAUCUUGCCAUGGAAAACUUUGUCAACAACACCCAAGGACAAUGCGGUGUGUGUGGUGGUGCCUCGUGCAUCCGUAGAGGAGGACAGAUCGAGAACGACACCUGCUGCGAAAAGACGGCCUACGACUGGGUGUACCGUGACCCUUUGAAGCCCGAGUGUUUUUCAACACCAGCAGAUGUACCGUGCGAUCUUGAACCCCCUGGAGAACCCACUGGGCCCCCUCUUACCUGUUCUCCAAACUCGCAAUGUCACCUGCUUGAACAUCCAGUGUUUGUUAACUGCAACAAAUAUGUGGACAUGCGUACCAGGAAGAAGAACUGUGAGUUUGAUUCAUGUUCCACCCUAAAUAAUUCUUGCUCUUCUUUGGAACAAACCGCUGGGGAAUGUAAACAAGCUGGUUUCUGUAUUCACUGGAGAGAACUGACUAAUGGAAAUUGUGAUGUGAAAUGUCCCGGUGAUUUGAUCUAUGAAGAAUGCCGGAACAAAAAAGAUGACUUCUGCUUUGGAGGAAUCGUUAAUUCAGGGCCCACUCUUGAAAAGACCACCUCCGGUUGUUUCUGCCCUCCAGGACUUGUCAGGGCAGGAAACCACUCAAAUAUUUGUGUGAAACAAUGCAAUUAUUGCAAAGGACCACUUGGAAUGCCGAAAUUCCCUGGAGAGGUGUGGGAGUCUAAUUGCCACCUGUGCACAUGUAACAAUCAGACUUUGACAGAGGAUUGUUCUCCAAAAUCUCUUUUGCCAACGCCUGACUGUUCCCCAAAUGCCAGCUUGGUGAACACCACUUGUUGUGGUGAUCCGAUUUGUGUUGAGAAAACCUGCAUCUACAGUGGAACCAUAUACAAAGUGGGAGAGACAUGGACAGACCCGGAUGACCACUGCAUGUCCUUCAUCUGUACUGCUUAUGGCAUUCAGAGUGAACCAAGAGUCUAUCCUUCAGAUAUUUGUCCUGAGGGUAACACGACUUGCUGCUCCACCUGCAACCAGACCUGCGAGCCCAAACUGUCCAAAAUGAACGUCACCAUCGAUGACUGCUCCGCCGUCAUCGCAUUACCCGUGUGUGAGGGCCGCUGUCUGUCGGAACCCUGGGUGUCGGCACACGCGUAUCUGCAGGUCAAACAGGACUUCCGGUGCUGCCAGGAGGAGAGCUCAGACCUCCGAGUUCUGGAUGUGAAAUGCUCGGACCUCUCUAGCAGAAAAUAUAACUACAAGCACGUGACCGGCUGCGCGUGCAAAGCUUGUGGUUCCCACUGAAGAGCGACGGCAAUCCACGUCUUUACACUUUUCUAAUAUGAUUCUCUUAGGCACGAAUUUAACGGAUGAUUUUAAGAAAAUGUUUUUACUGAAAUGAAUGUAUUUACCAUCAAUUAAAAAAAAAAAAAAAAUCUACUAAUCAUGAAAGCGUGUGCGUUUUAUUUAGCAUGUUUGCCUGCACUGCAAAGCAAAGCACUGUUUAAUAAAAUAUU